AUGGCUACCUCAACGGUGGAGCAACCUGCGACAGUAAAGCCAAAUCUGAAAGAGUUCCUGCAACCCCUCCAGGUGGGCAUCGAAACCUUGUAUGAUUUGUCCUGUCGACUAUCAACAUCAUACACAAAUCUGGCCUUGGAGUCGACUGAACACUUCAUUCCAACACCCAUAACUUGUCUCCCAACGGGCCAUGAGACUGGACGCUAUCUCGGUGUCUAUGUUGGUCUGUCUUAUCUACGAGUGGCCUUUAUUGAUCUCUUGGGAGAUAAACAAGUCGAAGGGCAUGCGCGUGUCCGACGAACGUUAGAAAAAGCCUGGCCUAUUGAAGAUCAUUUACGAAAAGACCAUUCCCUGGACCUGUUCACCUGGAUUGGUGACUGUAUUGCCGAGGUUGUGGCGGACAGACUCGCCAAUCCGAAUGAAGAAAGUCUGGACCAAAUAACGACGGGGAUUUCCCUCUGUUUACCUAUAAAACAGAACUCUCUCGAUGAAGCUAUCUUGAUGCCAACAGGCAAAGGCUUUUCUCUAAGCUCAGACCUCAACCUCCGCCAAGCACUUCUGAAUGGAUACGAGCGCCACACGUAUUCAUCGCAUGGAGAUGUUGAGCGAAUGCCUGCGAAACGACGCAGGUUGUUCUCACUACCUAAAUUAAAAAUCGCUGUCAUGAUCAAUGAUACUACCGCGACCCUUGCUUCAUUGGCCUAUUCAAUCCCUUCAUUGCCCAAUACCCGUGUGGUUAUGGGACUGAUUGUCGGUGCAGGAUGCAAUGCCACUGCGCCAAUGAAGAUAUGUGAUCUUCAUGAAUCAAAAACACAAAAAAUCCGGGAAAAAUAUCCGGAGGCGAAAGAGACGCUCAUUUCUACCGAGUGGACUCUUUCCACAGCUGCUGCUCCCUUUGAUGAGCUGCGCAUUAGAAAUAAAUGGGACCAUGAACUCGACCAGCAUUGCAAGCGACCGGGUUUCCAGCCUCUAGAAUAUAUGGUUGGAGGUGGGUAUACAGGCGAGUUAGUUCGGAUCAUCUGCUAUGACUACUUCCACAGAGUCCUGGGGGUAGCGGACUCGAUGUUACCCGUGAAGAUUAUUGAGCCAUAUUCCAUUACGACGGAAUUUCUUUCCCUGGUUGUUGCAUCAUCGAUGCCCGACGAAUCACUGGCACACAAGCUUUCUCAGAAGCUCGAACCACCAACGGGAAGUAAUUGGAGUUGGACCGCUGAAUAUGCUCGUGAUAUCCGCACCAUCGCAUCAGCCGUGCACGAUCGAGCCGCUUCAUUGGUUGCAGCCGCCGUGGUUGGUCUUCUCGAUUGCAUCAAGGAAGUUAAACUGUGCAAGGACUCCAGCGAUGUGCCAAAGUCACCCCAAAUCCAAAACCGCAAACAAACAGGAUCAGGCUCACCUGGCUGGAACAGUGGCCCGGAAGAACUCGCCGUGGCCUUUUCCGGUGGAGUCAUUCAACAUUAUCCUCAUUACAAAGAGAACGUGCAAAGACAUAUCGACCGUCUCAUACUCCGCGCUGGUCCGCAAGCAGGAGGUAAGAGUGUGUUCUUGCGCGAAGCUAGUGAUGGUGGAAUCAUUGGGACUGGUGUUCUCGCGGGAACUGCCUCGGGGGAGAUUGGGGAAAUAAAGGUUACAGGUGGCUCUCCGUGGCCAUUACUGUCUCCGAUGCGGAAGGACCUGUCUAUCAAAAUAUAG
Messenger RNA from Penicillium nucicola, 1689 nucleotides. Its product is annotated as hexokinase family protein. The coding region runs from base 1 to 1689 and encodes 562 amino acids. The record is from RefSeq and is a predicted model, not a curated record. Gene Ontology annotation, cellular component: mitochondrion; cytosol. The transcript is spliced from 2 exons. Gene Ontology annotation, molecular function: ATP binding; glucokinase activity; mannokinase activity. NCBI's taxonomy places the organism in Eukaryota, Fungi, Ascomycota, Eurotiomycetes, Eurotiales, Aspergillaceae. Gene Ontology annotation, biological process: glucose 6-phosphate metabolic process; glycolytic process; intracellular glucose homeostasis.